GCUAGGCAGCAGCAAAAAUCGAUCCAUCGAACAUGUCUGGGUGGUGGGAGAGGGACGAGCCCAACGGCUCCAAGGCGGUGAGCCUGCUGCUCCGCCUCUCCGCGCUCAUCCUGGCGCUCGCGUCCGCGGUCAUGAUGGCCACGGCCGACAACUGCACCGUCGCCGGCGCGACGCCCACGGCCGUCAACUACCGGGACUACGGCGCCUUCGUGUACCUGGUGUGGGCCAACGUGGCCGCGGCGGUGCUGGAGGCCGCGGCCGUCUACCUGCAGCUCAGCGGCGCCGGCGACGACGACGGUGACGACAGGGGCAGCCAGGUCCCCGGGGUCGUGCUGGUCGUCGUCGACGUGCUGGCGCAGGCGCUGCUCUACUCGUCGACGGGCGCCGCGUACGGUUGUGGGAAGGUCGGCGUCGACGUCUGCGUGGCGUUCGGCCAGCAGGUGGGGCGGUCCAAGCUGCUGUCCUUUGGCGCCAGCAUCUCCCUCGGCCUCGCCGCCGUCGUCAAGGACGUCUCGCUGCCGUUCAAUGUCUGGCCCGGCUAGCUCGUCGGACUGAGAUGCCAAAGACGGGCAGAGCACCGUGUACCGUGUGUUGGUGUGCGCGUGCAUGGUACGUACAGAGGGAGUAUAUUGUAAGCAUCGUCUACUUUUUUUCACUAUUAAACAAUUUUUUUACCA
Molecule: messenger RNA, 677 nt
Organism: Triticum urartu
Lineage: Eukaryota; Viridiplantae; Streptophyta; Magnoliopsida; Poales; Poaceae
Product: CASP-like protein 1U2
Source: RefSeq, a predicted model, not a curated record